This is a messenger RNA of Postia placenta MAD-698-R-SB12, 1036 nucleotides long. RefSeq lists its product as hypothetical. Gene Ontology annotation, molecular function: oxidoreductase activity. The transcript is spliced from 3 exons. The record is from RefSeq and is a predicted model, not a curated record. Lineage: Eukaryota; Fungi; Basidiomycota; Agaricomycetes; Polyporales; Adustoporiaceae. Bases 1 to 849 code for a protein of 282 amino acids.
AUGUCCGCGUCCGACGCUGCUCCUAACACGGUGCAAGCCGAACUUAUCUACUUCUCGGCCCCCACGGAUGGCUCCAAGCCGUACUCGCACAUCAAUGCGGACCCCGUCACCGGCACCUGGAAGCGCAACUGGACUUCCGAGUCGUACACCGUCGAUAUCGAGAACAUCCGCGGCAAGGAGGACUCCGUGACACUCGAUACUGCCGGCUUCCAGUUCUUCCGGCGCCCUGCCACGCACAAGGCCUUCACCGACGACAAGGCGGUCGAAGCAGAGUACUACCCGGAGAGCAUCGAGUUUGUGAAGGAGAUCACGGGCGCAAGCCGCGCCGUCAUCUUUGAUCACACCAUCCGUCGCCGCCGUCCCGGCGAGAUUGAGGACUCGCCGCAGAAGCGUCAGCCCGUCCCGCAGGUGCACGUCGACCAGACGACCGCGUCUGCCAUUGCGCGGGUGCACCGGCACCUCCCACCCACAGACGCACCCGACCUGCUGCGUCGCCGCUUCCAAAUCAUCAACCUGUGGCGGCCGAUCUCGCACGCUGCGUACGACUGGCCGCUUGCGUUGUGCGACUUCCGUUCGGUCGAUCCGAAGGGGGACCUCGUGCCGACAACGCUCGUGUACCCGGACCGUGAUGGUGAGACGAUGAGCGUGCGUUUCAAUCCGAACCACAAGUGGAAGUACCUCCGCGGCAUAGAGCCGGAUGAGUUCGUGUUGAUUAAGUGCUUCGACUCGAAGACGGACGAUGGCACGGCUCUGUUGACCCCCCAUACGGCGUUCCAAGACCCGACCACGCCCGAGGGCACUCCUUACCGAGAGUCGAUUGAGUUGCGCCUUCUCGUGUUCUAUGAUUGAGCUGGUAGGGCACUGUCCUUUGAGCUUUGUAAGUGGAUUUUUCUGCUAUUUGCUAUUACGCAUUGUAUACCAUGCAUGAUCGUCAAUGUGUUACUUGACCUGUGUUGAUUGUCACCAGGGCUCCACGCACACACAGUCAUUCCCGAAUCUGUUAUCAUGGUAAAUCAUGGGAAGCGCUUCAGCCCCG